This is a messenger RNA of Emys orbicularis (European pond turtle), 3780 nucleotides long. RefSeq names its product centrosome and spindle pole associated protein 1 (gene CSPP1). Gene Ontology annotation, cellular component: microtubule; centrosome; spindle pole. The record is from RefSeq and is a predicted model, not a curated record. Gene Ontology annotation, biological process: positive regulation of cytokinesis. Bases 196 to 3780 code for a protein of 1194 amino acids. NCBI's taxonomy places the organism in Eukaryota, Metazoa, Chordata, Testudines, Emydidae. The transcript is spliced from 31 exons.
AGCGGAGGAGGCGGAGCCGAGGUUUGGCAUCAUCACACUAUUGUGCUGUUACUUGAAACAGAACUCUUUGGAAACAAUCCCAGUGUUUAUACAUGCUAGUCUAAGUGAAGGUCAGAAAUUCAAUUGCCACAGUCCAAUGAGACUUCUUUUGGUGCAUGACGAGCGCUGCAUUGGUAUUCUUGCAGAAUUGAAGAAAUGAUGGCAAAUGAUUUAGACCAGUUUAUUGAAGAUCAAAAGGCCAAGUUGGCACAUGACAAAGCAGAACUUGAAAAUGAUCCUCCUUAUAUGGAGAUAAGGAGCAAAGGUGCAGAGAAGCUUUCUGAGACCAGCAAAGCAUUAAUCUCUAUGGCUAAAGAAAAUAUACCACCAAACAGUCAACAGAACUAUCUUCUAGAUGAAUAUGGCUUGAGUUUGCCUCUUGGAGAUGAAUAUGAAAGAAAGAAACAUAAGCUAAAGGAGGAACUUCGACAAGAUUAUAGACGAUAUCUUUCUCAGGGUAUUUCACAGGCAAAAAGAAAGAAAAAUUAUCUGACAACGAAUGAAGUAGAUCCAUAUACUCAGGGACUAUCUCUUCCUAUUGGCGAGAGGAGGUCAGCCAAGGAGAAACUGCGGCUUGAAAGAAACAGGGAAUACAAUCAGUAUCUCAGGGACAAGGAAGAGUGGAAUGAAAGGUUAAGGAAAAUAGGAAAGAAAAACACAGAGCAUGAGACAGAAAGAAGUAAAAAAUCUACUGCUAUUACUAGAGUCCAACCAGGACUACGUUCACAAGUACAGCCCUCUUGUGCAGAUUCAGAACCUCCAAAGAAAGAUGCUUUUACUUCCACAGAAGCUUAUGAAGAGCUACUAAAUAGGAGGCGACUGGAGGAGGAUCGAUAUCGCAGACUAGACGAUGAGGCUGAACUAAGAGAUAGAAUAUUGCACAAAAAACUUGAUGAAGAACUGGACAUUUCCAAUAGAAAGCAUCACAGGUUUGAUAGCAAACCUGAUAUUUCUCCUAGAAGACAUCACAGAUUUGAUGAGGAUCGUCAUUUUGACAGAAGACAUUACAACUUAGACUAUGAUCCUGAAAUAAAUGAGGAAAUGGACCCUAGAUUUAGAUAUGAAAGUGACUAUGACAAAAAGCCUCUGCGGGUGUUCCAUGCUGAAAGAAAUCGGGCACAAAGCAAUUCUCCAACUAAUGAACAGGCAAAGUCCGCCACUGGUAAAGAUGAUGUUCCAUAUGCAACAGGGCUCAUUCUUGGCGGUCAAGACAGAGAACUUAUUCAGAGAAAAAAAGAGAAAUACAGACAAGAGCUAAUGGAACAGAUUGCUGAGCAACAGAGAAAUAAGAGACGUGAAAAGGAACUUGAGCUCUCAGUUGCAGCUUCUGGAGCUCUGGACCCAGAGAAGGAGCCUAACAGACUGAAGCAGUUUGGUUUGACAGAAAGAGCUUCUGAAGAGAAGGCACCGCCUGAAAGGCCCAGAGUAGCUUUCCAAACUCCUGUACCUGCACCUACUAUUUCACCAGUGAAUGAAGACUUUCACAGAGGAUUAUCCAACACCUUUGGUGAAAUAGUGGCUCCCAGGAUUGCACCUCUACCUCCACCUCCACCCCCAACUUUGACAGACAACUACAGAACUCCCUAUGAUGAUGCAUACUAUUUCUAUGGGGCUAGAAAUCCUUUGGAUCCUAAUCUUGCAUACUAUGGCACAGGAAUGAUGGGAAUGCAGCCUGCACCUAAUAUUGAGGAUCUUCCAGGGAAAGUACCAGCAGAUCAGGCUGUAAGUAACAUUGGACAGAGAAACACAGGUGAUAGACCCAGAGGUCUAGGGAUAUUUCCUGAAGAAAAACCAAAGCCCUUUAAAGAGUCAACUUUAUCUUAUCAAGAAGAAUUGCAACAGCAGAUAAGAGAAAGAGAAGAACGACGCAGACGAGAGAAAGAGGAAAAGGAACGAUAUGAAGCCAAGUUAGAAGCUGAAAUGAGAAAUUACAAUCCUUGGGGAAAAGGAGGUGGUGGGGCUCCUCUCAGAGAUACAAAAGGAAAUCUUAUAACUGACUUGAACAUGAUGCACAAGCAAAAUGAAGAUGCGUAUCAUAACCCAGAGGCAAGACACUAUCAAGAUAAAAGGGCUAUUGUAUCGGUUGACCAAAGUUUGGCCUCCCCAAGACCUGAGAACACAGAAGCAUCUACAAAUAAAAUAGCAGGUUUUACAUUUGCACAAACCUCUCCCUAUGUUCGAGGUAACAUAUUUGGUGAGCCACCAUCUGAACAACAACUUAUGCGGCAAGAGGCAUACAAGAAUUUUCUUCGUUUGCAGAUUGAGGAAAAGAGACUCAGGGAAGAGGCAGAGCGUGAAAAACUUAGAAUUGAAGAAGAAAAAGAAGAAAAGCGACUUGCUGAACAGAGGACCAGAAUUCAAAAAGAAUAUGAAGAGGAACAGGAAAAGAAAAGAAGGAAAGAGGAGGAGCAAAGAUUAAAAAAUGAAGAGCUAAUUCGAUUAACUGAAGAAAGACGAAAAGAGGCUGAAAAACAGAGGAAAGAGGAGGAAGAAAAACAGAAUGAACAACUUAGACAAUAUUAUGAGCGAGAAAAAAUAGCAAAGAUGGAAGAAGAAAAAAAGUUUUCAAGGCAACCUUCUCCUGUCAUUCCUGCUCUUCAGAACAAGUCCUUACAGAAGGACGAGAGGCCUCCUUCUGUUGAAAGCCAUAUGUCUUAUUACACGCAAGAUAUUCCACAAUCCAGAGUUCUGUCUCCUCCAGUCCCAGCUAGAAGAAACCAGAUGCGUGCAUAUGAGGAAAGAAAGAAUGUGAUAAAUGAGCUGUCAGAGAUGAGGAAACAGCUCCGAAGUGAAGAGCGGCGACUUCAGGAACAAUUGCUCAGUGUAGCCAGUGAUGAUGAUGUAGCCACUACAAGCAGGAAAAGAGAUAAAAAUGUAAUGGAUGUAUUUGAGAUGGCCAGGCUUCGGAUGCAAGCUCCAGUCAGGCGACCUUCAUCAAAGGGUGCAGCUGACCCUGUCAAUGUUCAGAAUAUCAGGGAGUUCAAUGAACUUAAAUACACAGAUUCAGAAACACGAGCAGACUUGAGAUAUAUGUACCCCGAUCCCCCAAAAGAUGAUCAAACCUUAGAGAUUCAACAGCAAGCAUUGCUAAGAGCGCAGCGGAAGAAACUCAACAGAAUGAAAAUGAGGAGGGAUGCAGAAGACCAUGAUGAUUCUGUUCCUGACUUUAACCCACGAAACAUGGGACUGUUCAGAAAUGAAUCCAGUGAAUUCUUGAAAAAUUCACUAUUGGAAUCUGAGAGUGCGUUCAUUGGCACUAAUGGGGAAACCUUUCCAGCUUUCGAAGAAGUUAAUUUAUCUUCACAGCCACCACCAUCUGCAAGGGAGAGGAGACGAAUAAAGAAGAAAGCAAUGGAAUUUACUGAUGAUGUCCCUUUUAGCAAGUCACCACCACCACAGCCUGACAGCUUCUCUUUGCACUCAAGCUCCAGUCUCAAUGUUGAUCUGCUGAAAGCCAGGAAUGAAGAACGAUUGCGAAGAUUGAAUGAGUUGCAGAAGAAAUCUGUUAACCUAGGUGAUGAUAUUUCCCUGGGAGAUGCUGAUGACAUUUUGAAGCAGUUUCCAUAUAAAGGUGGCAGAAGGCCCACCUCUGUUGACACAGUAGCAACAGACCCCUGGCUGCGACCUGGAACAUCAGAGACCCUGAAAAGAUUUAUGGCUGGGCAGUCAAACCAGGCUAAACUUUCUUCUGAAAACACAUUACCCUUUGGUUGGCAGGGACUGUCAACUGCACAUGGUUAA